UCAGGAGGACGGGAGCAGCAUUCUAACGAUUGAUCACCUUCUGCAUUCUGCAGUGUGCUUCAGGAGGCAGUAUGUCUGUCCUGUACCCGUCUCUGGAGGAUCUGAAGGUGGGCCAGGUCAUCCAGGCCCAAGCCAGAGCCUCACCCAUGAUGCCCACUGUGAUGCCCACUCUGCCAGCUUCGAUGGCUUCUGCACCCCCACUUUCAGAGCUGUAUCCAAACCUAGCAGAACUGGAAAGUUAUAUGGGACUGUCCCUCUCUAGCCAAGAAGUUCAGAAGAAUCUGUCUCCAAUUCCAGAUGGUGACAAUAUGGUGGUCACUAGCCCUGGACCUGGCCAGGUGACAGCGCCAGUAUCUGGGAACGACCUAGGUGUCCUGCGUGCAGAGAUCAAGCCUGGUGUGCGAGAGAUCCACCUGUGCAAGGAUGAGCGGGGCAAGACUGGACUGCGUCUGCAGGCUGUUGACAAGGGGCUCUUUGUGCAGCUGGUCCAGGCCAACACCCCAGCAUCCCUUGUGGGAUUGCGCUUUGGGGACCAGAUCCUGCAGAUUGAUGGGUGUGACUGUGCUGGGUGGAGCACACACAAAGCUCAGAAAGCAUUGAAGAAGGCAUCAGCGGAGAAGAUCGUCAUGGUUGUACGGGACAGGCCGUUCCAGCGGACUGUCACCAUGCACAAAGACAGCUCAGGUCAAGUUGGCUUCUUCAUCAAAAAGGGGAAGAUUGUCUCUGUGGUCAAGGGAAGCUCUGCAGCCCGCAAUGGACUUCUAACCAACCACUACGUGUGUGAGGUGAACGGACAGAACGUCAUUGGGCUGAAGGACAAAAAGAUUAUCGAGAUUCUGACCACAGCUGGAAAUGUUAUCACACUGACCAUCAUCCCCACUGUGAUUUACGAGCAUAUGAUCAAAAAGUUGUCUCCAUUGCUGCUUCACCACACCAUGGACCACUCCAUUCCAGACACCUGAAGUUCCAGGAGGGCAGUGUGGGCUUCCCACCAUCCUGCAGGGAAGACAGCAGUCCUCAGACGACAGGCUGCAGCUGGCUUGCUGCCUGGGUCUGGGUAUUGCAGGGGUGUGUCCCAGGUGGAUGUAUAUUGGAUGGGUCUAAGAUGGCCGGUUCUAGGCCUCCUGGGAUCCUGACUCCUAGCUAUGCUGAGGUACAGGCGGAUUUAGGCAUCUGGCUCUUUGCCCUAGGUGCUGGGCACUUAGGCAGAACAGCAGAAUGUCACUGGGUGCUGCUGUGUCCCUUUGCCUCAUGUAGGAAGUCAGCCCCUUGAUCUGACAGACGGGUGCCUUGUGUGUUGUCUUCAUUGAUCUUUGUCACGGGUUAUGUAUAGACCAAUGGUAACCCUUUCCUGUCUGUAGGCUGGUUGUAACCCUUUACUGUCUUUUAAAUAAAGAGUGGAUUUAAAACACG
Molecule: messenger RNA, 1413 nt
Organism: Rattus rattus (black rat)
Lineage: Eukaryota; Metazoa; Chordata; Mammalia; Rodentia; Muridae
Gene: Sdcbp2
Product: syndecan binding protein 2
Exons: 8
Coding region: 72-962 (296 amino acids)
Cellular component (GO): cytoplasm; plasma membrane
Molecular function (GO): protein binding
Source: RefSeq, a predicted model, not a curated record